AUGAAAAAGCUUAGGCGAAUCGCCAAAUUGUUCAUUUUCUGGGUUUUGGUCUCACUCAACACUCGAGCUCUCUCCACCGAUAUAGGAGAUGGAUGCCAAAAGCAUGCUAAAACCAAGGAGGAGAAGCCAUCCAUUGCAAAGAUUGUCAUGGGCACGGUUUCUCGCCUCAAAGAAUCCCAUAAGAUCUCGUGGAUCAAGAUCAAGACCAUCAUGAACAACGUGCAGCUCCACUUCUUCCCUCCAGAUUUAGAUUUUAGAAGCAGGGACGAUGCGAUUGUCGACAACCAGAACAACGCGGGCUCAAAGGUGGAACACGUGGUCAAGAAGAGCUUUGGGACUAGCAAAGUGACGGUGGAGGAGACUGCGAAAUCCACAGCCGAAGUUGUGGGACAAGCCGUGCGCAAGACAGCGGAGAAGGUUAAAGAAAGCAUGUCUGAUGAAGAUGAAGGCGAAGAGUCAAAAUCAGAGCUUUAA
This is a messenger RNA of Eucalyptus grandis, 474 nucleotides long. RefSeq lists its product as uncharacterized. The transcript is spliced from 2 exons. The coding region runs from base 1 to 474 and encodes 157 amino acids. The record is from RefSeq and is a predicted model, not a curated record. Lineage: Eukaryota; Viridiplantae; Streptophyta; Magnoliopsida; Myrtales; Myrtaceae.